AUUUGAAACUUAACGACACCACUUUUUGUGUUAAUUGAUCGAAACCAAUUAUGAAGAGGCACAAGUGAUCAAUAACUCAUCUUCCAUGAAAAGAUAUAUAACAGAAAUUGUAUUUAUAUAAUUAUGCGAGUAUGUAUGAACAAAUUGUAAUUAAUAAAAUAUUAUUAGUUAGGUAUCUUGGCUGUCAUGAUCUAAUUUUUAUGAUAAAUUAUGUAGACAACGCACAGUAGUGAUCUUAAUGUAGUUCAUGUGUUUAACGUGGAAUCUAUCUUCUUACCAAACUAGAUUAAACCAAGAUUAAGCACUGUAAUAAUAAUUAAAAAAAAAAGAAUCAGAAAAAACCGCGGAUUACAAACUUACAAUUGGAUAAAUUUUUGUUAUUUUCUGAUCUUUUGUAAUAUACAAAGAAAAACAACACAAUUCACAACGAUAGCUAGAUUUCAAAAUAAAUACACAGCCUACCUCUUCACACUCUCUCUAUUUUCAUUUUCAGGAAACCCUUCUGUGAGUUGUUGUUUUCAUCUAUCAACUCUUUUUGCACGUAAAGAAUGACAAAUGAUUUGGUUUUGUUGUUAAGCAAGUGUCCAUUGUUUAAGCCUAGAGUCAAGAGCUGUUACAGUCAUUGUUUGUAUGUGUUCGAUAGGGAUUACUAUAUAUGUUGGGAUCAAAAUAGUUUAUUUCCCAAAGUUAAGUGUCUUGCUUUUUGCUUGAUAGCACACCAAGAUGUAAGAAUGAGGUAUUAAGCUAUUCAUUAAUGGUGCACCUUAUACAGAACUACAGCUGUCAAUGCAGUCUGAUGUUGCACAUCACGUCUUCUAACUUCUUCAUCUAAGUUUCUUAAAUUUCAAAAUUAAAAUCUUAAAAAAGUAUACUCACUUUUUUCUUGUAAUUGGUGUAAUUAGUAUAAUUAUUCUCGAGUUUAAGCAGGAAAAAAACGCUUAGAACGUGCAAAGUGCAUCCACCUUUUCUUUUCAAGAAGAAGACCGAGUCGCAGUUAUUCUUAUAAUUCAAUCAUCUUCUCAUCACCAAUUCAAUUCUUCUAUUGGCUCCUCUUCAGUUUCUUCUCCAUACGCCAAUUAAAGAGUAAGGACUUUCUUUCUAUACAAUCAUCUAAAGUUCCCAACCUACCAUCCUCAUCAUUAUCUUCCUCUGGCUUAUUUGAUAGGAUACAUAGUAAGAACCAGAGAUGGACUUUGUGCAGAGAAAAGUGAACAAUUUAGGAAGUAAAGUUGCUACUUUCCCGUAUAUUGAAACUAUUGGAAGAGCUCUCUUUUCCUCUUCCUUCUUCUUCUCUGCUUGGCAUGAUUACAUGGAGCUCAGCUCCAAUUGGGAAGGAGCACAGGAUUACUGGAGACCGAAGUUCGGAUAUUCAGGAGACCAGAUUAAGCAUCUCAUGGCUAUUAGUAUCAUAGUGAAGACGCUUGGUGGACUUAUCUUCAUCUAUGGCAGCUUCUUUGGAGCUUUCCUCUUGCUUCUACACCAAUUCAUUGUUACAAUGAUCCAUCACGAUUUCUAUAGUCAUCGUGUCGACAUUGAACAAUUUGGACUCCUUUAUCUCAAAUUCAAAAGGGUAAGUAACAACAUGUAUCUCUCUUUUUCAGCCACUUUGGUUUCUUUUAAAUCUCACUUUUUUUUUUCUAAUCCUGUCGGUUUGUUUGUUAAGAUCUUGAAUGAAACUGUGUCUUACGACACCGUAAACAAUUUCUACAAGUCAAACUUUGACGAGCAGCAUGUUGAGAAUGUCAUAUCAAAAUUCCGUGAGCUUACGGAUCAGGCAGCUACAAACUCUUCGUUGUUUGGACAUGCCGAGUUUGUUCAGCAUCUCUUAAGCUUCAUCAAAGGAUUGGCCGUAGUAGGGGCAUUGCUCUUUUUCUUGACAAUGAAACACAAACUCAACAAAGCUAAAAAAGAAUCCAAAGUAAAAACUGACUAAAACUAAGCCCACUUUCUUUUGUUUUCGAAACACAAGCCCACUUUCUAAUAUUACUUUUCUUUAAAGAUUUCAUUUGAUUCCCUUUGUCUUUAUGUCUUAGAUCUAAACAUGGAAUCAUUUUUUGCCUAAUGAACAAACACUAUCUAUCUCUCUUUCAUUAUCUAUUCCAUGUUGUUUUUACUUCAA
Brassica rapa (field mustard) is the source of this 2119-nucleotide messenger RNA. RefSeq lists its product as uncharacterized. NCBI's taxonomy places the organism in Eukaryota, Viridiplantae, Streptophyta, Magnoliopsida, Brassicales, Brassicaceae. The record is from RefSeq and is a predicted model, not a curated record.